AGGUGGCGUUUCUUGGAACCGCAGAGCGAAAUGAUGUCGACGUCCCCAUCCUGCUAACCCCCGCGGUGGUGAUCUCUCAGCCCAUGUGGGCUAGAGUCGCGUAAGUGCGCGGACGCGAUCAAGUCGGCGCCGCUCUCCAGGCGUGGGAGCUGGAAUGAGCAUGACUGAGGAGUGCUUGCGGGCGGCUUCAUGCGAACCUACUCGCCGCUGCGCGGCUUUGGACGAUGAAGUCCUGUUCCACCGUUUCGAGUUGCGGCCGUGCCAGACGUGCCGCAUCCGCUGCGCUGGGGAGAUUGUGGGAAAGUCGGUUCGGUCUGUGACCUCGACUGAUAAAGAAGCUGAGGCCGUGCAAUCUGAUGGCGCCACCGCCGACGCUGCUAUCUCCGUCCCGGUACCGUCAAGUCACCGGCAGUCCUUUGUUGUCCCCAGCGACUCUGUGGACGACCCCGCCGACGGCGCAGCCCUCGACCAUUUGCUCGCAUCCCAAGCAUCGGCGCGCUCGCAGCUCUCUGCUCCCGCCGCCUGGAGGCCUGUCUACUCGACCGGUUGCUGCCGCUUGGCUUGCAGCCUGCGCGCAAAUCCUUGGUCUGUUGGGAGGUGGAUCGUGCUGCACGCUAUCAGCUCGCUUGUGCACUGGUGCUGCAGCUACCCUGGUCAAGGCCGUGCGGCAAAUCCUUGGUUGCUUCGACGGCCUGGGUCCAGCGAUUUUCAGAGCACAUCCCGGCACAGCGACUGCCCCAAUAGUCGCGGCCCUGCACCUCACCUGCGCUACCGCUCCUCAACACUCUCCCCUUCCCCGUCUCUGUCUCCAACACUUUUCUAGGCCUCUGCCAGCCUCAGGACCCUUUUAACUGGCCCGCCUGCAGUCAUUGAUCGGCUUCGAAACUUGCGGCCCUCUUGGUCUUGUCUCUCCACACCCCAGCAGCCUUGCCCUCGAGUCGUACUUUCCUCGCCCGGUAUCAGCCCAUCUGAACCCACGGAAACCACCGGCCCUGCCCCCAUCGCAGUCUUUCACCGACCGAAAGCUGCCGCAUCACUCGUCCCGCGCCCCCCUCACAGGUCCGAGCCCAUCCGCGGUCUUUUCGACGUUCUUGCAGCUUUGACUAGCUGCGACUACC
Molecule: messenger RNA, 1118 nt
Organism: Didymella exigua CBS 183.55
Lineage: Eukaryota; Fungi; Ascomycota; Dothideomycetes; Pleosporales; Didymellaceae
Exons: 1
Coding region: 155-823 (222 amino acids)
Source: RefSeq, a predicted model, not a curated record